Molecule: messenger RNA, 1822 nt
Organism: Rhagoletis zephyria (snowberry fruit fly)
Lineage: Eukaryota; Metazoa; Arthropoda; Insecta; Diptera; Tephritidae
Gene: Ect3
Product: Ectoderm-expressed 3
Biological process (GO): carbohydrate metabolic process
Molecular function (GO): beta-galactosidase activity
Source: RefSeq, a predicted model, not a curated record
GUACGUGGAAUGGUCACUGCAUAAUCCAAAAGAUGGCACUUACGUGUGGAAUGGCAUUGCGGAUUUGGAGAAAUUCAUCAAGCUAGCAGAUGAGCUGGGUCUACUAGUUAUUCUGCGUCCUGGACCUUAUAUAUGUGCGGAACGUGAUUUUGGUGGAUUUCCCUACUGGCUGCUCACCAAAUAUCCCAACAUAAAGCUGCGCACAUCUGAUAUAAACUAUCUGUUCGAAGUGCGCACUUGGUAUAAUGUGCUGUUCAGCCGCCUUAAACCAUAUCUCUACGGCAAUGGCGGCCCCAUAAUUAUGGUGCAAGUAGAAAAUGAAUACGGUUCCUAUUAUGCCUGUGAUAAGAAGUAUCGUACGUGGUUGCGAGACGAAACACUGACGCAUGUGCAAGACAAUGCCGUGCUAUUCACUAAUGACGGUCCAAGUGUGCUCAGUUGUGGUCACAUUGAAGGUGUAUUGGCCACAAUGGAUUUCGGUGCCACAAAUCAGAUAAGUAGCUAUUGGGCACGUUUGCGGCAGAUACAACCGAAAGGUCCGCUAGUAAAUGCAGAGUUCUAUCCAGGCUGGCUGACACACUGGUCAGAGCCGAUGGCACGUGUGCGCACUGAGGCGAUUACAAAAGCAUUUGUUGAAAUGUUGGACGCAGGGGCUAGCGUUAACUUCUACAUGAUGUUUGGCGGCACGAACUUUGGCUUCACCGCUGGCGCCAACGACGGUGGUCCCGGCCGCUAUCAACCCGAUAUCACUUCGUAUGACUACGAUGCACCCAUGGACGAGGCUGGAGAUGCCACUGCUAAGUUUCAUAAAUUGCGCGAAAUUAUAACUCGCUAUUUACCGAUACCGAAUGUACCGCUACCAGCACCAGUACCUAAAAAGCACUAUGGCACUGUUCGACUGAGCGCUUGCUGUUCAAUGUUGUCAGAAAAGGGUCGUGAAAUACUCUCCACUGGCGUUAUAGUCAGUACGAAACCUAAGACAUUCGAAGAGCUGGACCAGUAUUCAGGUUUUGUACUCUACGAAACCGUGCUGCCGGACUUCAACCGUGAUCCAAGUAUUUUACGUGCCACCGGCGUACACGAUCGGGCUUACGUAUACAUUGAUGAGCAGCUAGUGGGCAUACUCUCUCGCGAGACACCCAUAUUUGAGCUGCCUAUUAGUCCUAGCUAUGGCACGCAUUUGCAAUUGCUGGUCGAGAAUCAGGGACGCAUUAACUUCGGACCUGUGACCGAUUUUAAGGGCAUCAUUAGUAAUGUUGUGCUUGACAAAGAUGUACUGUCCAACUGGACAAUGACGAAGUAUCCACUAGAAUCGAUUGAGGACAUUGAGACACUUAUAGCAUCGGUUAAUGCCGAGGAGCAAAAUGCUGUGCUGGGUUUCCACGAAGAGAAGGGUGGUUCAGUACUGUGGAAUGGACCUACAAUUUACUAUGGACAACUAUCGAUAGCAGAUGGACAAAUCGGUGAUACGUACUUAGAUACCAGAGGUUGGGGUAAGGGCUUGGUGUUUGUGAAUGGAGAAAAUUUGGGUCGCUAUUGGCCAGAGGCAGGGCCACAAGUGACGCUCUAUGUGCCACGUGAAGUACUUAAAAGCGGCGACAAUCGUAUCGUACUCAUUGAGUACCAACGCUCUGGUCCAGCCAAUGAAAUCACAUUCACUGAUAAGCCUAAUUUGGAUGGUCACUGAUAAAAUGAAAUUAACUAAAAGCUUCUUCUGAUAUAGUAAUAAGAUUAAUAGUUUGUAUGUUUUUAAACAGAAAAUAAAUGAAUUUGACUGGGUGUCUUAAAUGUAAGAUUUGAAAAAAUAAAAAGAAAUUAACAA